AUGGCUGAAUUACUUUCAGUUCAUGUUCACAUCCCGUCUGCUCUUGACAAAUCUCUGUGUCUGGAAAAAAAAGUAACAUUCAGUAACUCAGGGGAUCAGAUAAGUGUAGUUAAUAAUGAUGUCAGUGUCCACAGUACUCUCAGUAAGGAGACGAGGGUAUCCUUCACCCAUCUUCCUUACCGGAAACCAGUGGAUAUAAAAUUCAAGGAUUUAUCGUAUAUUGUGAAAGACUCAAAUAAAGAAACAAAGACCAUAUUGAAGAAUAUUUCAGGCCAUUUUAAGCCAGGAGAGUUGACGGCCAUCAUGGGACCUUCCGGUGCUGGAAAAUCAUCUUUAAUGAACAUUUUAACAGGAUACAGAACUAAGAAUGUACAUGGAGACGUGUUGGUGCGUCACAGACAAAGAGAUCUGCGAACGUUCCGUAAAAUGUCGUGUUACAUCAUGCAAGACGAUCAUCUACUACCUCAUCUUUCAGUCGAGGAGUCCAUGAUGUGUUCGGCAAAUCUGAAACUAGACGAAGGAUUGACUCAGAAAGAGAAAGAAGGCAUGGUAAAUGAGAUACUAGAUACUCUGGGUUUGAUUGAGACCAAGAAAACCAGAACAAGCAAUUUAUCAGGUGGUCAACGAAAACGUCUCUCUAUUGCCUUAGAGCUGGUCAACAAUCCUCCUAUUAUGUUCUUUGAUGAACCUACCAGUGGUCUAGACAGUGCAUCGUGUUUUCAAUGUGUAUCAUUAUUAAAAUCUCUUGCUGCUGGAGGCAGAACUAUAAUCUGUACCAUACAUCAACCUAGUGCUAAAUUAUUUGAGAUGUUCGAUCAUUUGUAUUUGUUAGCAGAAGGACAAUGUAUAUAUCGUGGAAGUAUAGCAGCAUUGUUACCGUAUUACGAAGCUCAAGGAUUUAAAUGUCCAAACUAUCACAACCCUGCAGAUUAUGCUAUGGAAGUAGCUGUAGGAGAAUACGGCGCCGAUAAAGUUCAACAUCUGAUCAAUGCUGUCAAAUCAGGACGCUGCGAUCCAUUUCAAGAAGAAUUCAAACGGAAACGGUCUUCUGCCUCAUCUGUGGCUUCAUCCAAUCAAGAGUGUCACACGUUUCAGACCAGUUGUUUUACUCAGUUCAGGAUUCUAUUUGUCAGGACUUUCAUGUCUAUCAUGAGAGAUACGACCCUAACAAGAUUAAGGUUGAUAUCUCAUCUAUCUGUGGGUAUUUUGAUUGGUUUAUUAUAUUUGGGAAUUGGUAAUGAAGCCAGUAAGGUGUUCAACAAUGCUGGGUGUUUGUUUUUCUGUAUGUUGUUUCUGAUGUUUACAGCUCUCAUGCCUACUGUCCUUACUUUUCCAAUAGAAAUGACAGUAUUUGUAAGAGAACAUCUAAAUUACUGGUAUAGUUUAAAAGCUUAUUAUUUAGCUAAAACUAUGGCAGAUAUGCCCUUCCAGAUAAUAUUUCCGAUAGUUUAUGGUAGCAUAGUUUACUGGAUGACCUCACAACCUAAUGAUUUCGUCAGAUUUUUCAUGUUUUUGACGUUAACAGUACAGACGUCACUGGUAGCCCAAUCGUUGGGUCUGUUGAUAGGGGCAGCUACUUCCUUACAGGUGGCAGUAUUUUUGGGACCAGUCACAGCCAUUCCAAUUCUCUUAUUCAGUGGAUUUUUUGUUAAUUUUGAUACAAUACCAGUUUAUCUACAAUGGUUGUCCUAUAUCUCUUAUAUAAGGUAUUCUUUCGAAGGAGCUCUUCAAGCCAUCUACGGCUUUGAUAGAGGUGCAUUAGACUGUGAUGAAAAAAUCUGUAUUUUCCAAAAAGCAGCAGAUGUGCUGAAAGAAUUGGACGUGGAACAUGCCGAGUUCUGGCUGGACUUUAUCAUUCUGUGUAUAUUUUUUGUGAUAUUAAGAAUUGGAUGUUAUUUGGUUUUAAGAUGGAAAGUAAAAGCUCAACGAUAA
Lottia gigantea (owl limpet) is the source of this 1932-nucleotide messenger RNA. RefSeq lists its product as hypothetical. Gene Ontology annotation, cellular component: plasma membrane. NCBI's taxonomy places the organism in Eukaryota, Metazoa, Mollusca, Gastropoda, Lottiidae. The record is from RefSeq and is a predicted model, not a curated record. The transcript is spliced from 13 exons. The coding region runs from base 1 to 1932 and encodes 643 amino acids. Gene Ontology annotation, molecular function: ATP binding; ATP hydrolysis activity; ABC-type transporter activity.